Messenger RNA from Cynoglossus semilaevis (tongue sole), 4837 nucleotides. It is a transcript of the gene pias4a, whose product is annotated as protein inhibitor of activated STAT, 4a. The transcript has 11 exons. Gene Ontology annotation, cellular component: chromatin. The record is from RefSeq and is a predicted model, not a curated record. The coding region runs from base 113 to 1636 and encodes 507 amino acids. Gene Ontology annotation, molecular function: transcription coregulator activity; SUMO ligase activity; zinc ion binding. Gene Ontology annotation, biological process: regulation of transcription by RNA polymerase II; protein sumoylation. Lineage: Eukaryota; Metazoa; Chordata; Actinopteri; Pleuronectiformes; Cynoglossidae.
UAAAGGCGCGCCGUGAUAGGUUAGAAUUGCCUGUCCGUCAAACUUAGCUCUAUGUUUCAUUGGUGAUAGACUAGCCUUCGUCUGUGGACUCUCGCGGUACUGCUGCUCGAAGAUGGCGGCCGAACUGGUUGAAGCGAUGAACAUGGUUAAAAGUUUCCGGGUCUCAGACCUGCAGACGCUGCUGGCCUCUAUGGGUCGCAGCAAAAGUGGUCUGAAGCACGACCUUGUGGGGCGAGCGCUGAGGCUGGUGCAGACGGAGUACAGUCCUGAGCUUCUGAAAAAUGUCAGACAGCUCUAUGAAUCGCGCUUUCCCAAAACAUCUGGCUGGCUCGCAGCACGGCGCCCAGAGGGCAUCCCAGUUGCCUACCCAUCUCUCCGCUCCUCCCCCACUGCCACCUCUCAGGGCACUGACUACCUCAAUGGCAUUUCCAAACCCAUCACAGCACCUGCAGCUGAGGUCAAACUAGUGCCGCUGCCCUUCUACCAAACCCUCGAGACACUGCUGGCACCAACAGAGCUGGUUGCCCAGAACAAUGAGAAACUGCAGGACAGUCAAUGCGUAUUUGAGUUAACACCAAAUCAAGCAGACCAGAUAAGAAAUGCAAGCGAGCUUCGUCCCGGAAUCAGAUCAAUUCAAGUUGUACUUAGAAUCUGUUACACUGACUCCAUUGGUGUCCAAGAGGACCAGUACCCUCCUAAUAUUGCUGUCAAAGUCAACCAGUCCUACUGUCACGUACCGGGCUAUUACCCAUCCAAUAAGCCUGGUGUUGAACCACGUCGUCCUUGCCGACCUGUAAACAUCACUCCCUGGUUGCAUCUCUCCAGUGUCACCAACAGAGUCACCAUCACCUGGGGCAACUUUGGCAAGCGGUAUUCAGUGGCAGUGUAUUUGGUGAGGGUCUUCACUGCAGCAGACCUGUUCAGCCAACUGAAACUCUGCUCCGUAGAAAGUGCAGAACGCUGUCGUGAACGCAUCCAAGACAAACUUCGCUUUGACCCAGAGAGUGAAAUUGCAACUACUGGUCUUCGAGUGUCCCUCAUCUGUCCAUUGGUGAAGAUGCGUCUUGGUGUACCGUGUCGAGUCCUAACUUGUGCCCACCUUCAGUGUUUCGAUGCCGUCUUCUUCCUGCAGAUGAACGAGAAGAAGCCGACGUGGACCUGCCCCGUCUGUGACAAGCCUGCGCCUUUUAAGUUGCUUACAAUUGAUGGGCUGCUGUCUGAGAUUCUGAAACAGACGAGUGAGGACAUUGAGGAGAUUGAGUACCUAACUGACGGCUCCUGGCGACCCAUCAGCGACGAAAAGGAGAAGGACAGGGAAAGGGAACGCAGUAACACACCAGAGUACUCUGUGGUUGAUAUAUGCAAAACUGAAGCAAACGGUCAUUCACCGGCUCACAGCAGCACCAGCCAGACAGGCAAAUCUGGAAGCAGUUCAGUGGGGAUGUCAGGAGUCACAGGAGGAACUGCCGUGGCAACGGCAGGCGGUGCAGUGGUAGAUCUGACUCUGGACUCCUCCUCUGAGGAGGAAGGGGGUGGGGCAGGAGGAGACAGUGAGGACACAGAGGACAGCGCUGACAGUCCUGCCCCAAAGAGAGGCCGAUAUAACUACGACAAGGACCUGGUUACUGCCUACUGACCCCACAUCUCUGUCCCCUCAAAAGACUGACACACCAAGACAGAUGCAGGGGGCUUAUUACUUGAGGACAGAAACACAGUUAUCAACUCAAUGCAAUGAUCCUCCCUAAUGCCCACAAUUCAGAGCCUUUUAGCUGCUCUGCUUUAUACCAAUACAAAACAAGCCCACACUCAAAUAUAAACUGUAACGAGUCUACAAUCUAGAGUGAUUAGGGUUCCUUUUUGUACUGUACACCACUGGAAGGAAAAAAAUUAUUUUGGUCACCAUUCAUCUUGCAGUGAGUAUCUGUACCAACCUGUCUCUACUAAAGAAACUAAAAGGAUCGGGGCAUCCCAACACUACCGACCGCCUCCUUGUCACCUCUCCUCUGAGACCCCCACUUCCCCAAGACUCCUCUUCACUCUUUGUAUUUGACUUGGAAUUACUGGCUGCUUCAACCUUGGAUGAUCAAACUUUUUUUCUUUUCUGAUAAUUGUCACAGCCGUGACGAGUAGACGGGUUAAAAUGAAGGCUUCUCUGUUUUUCAUGAAAGGUGAAAGGCGACAUGUAGAAAACGCCAUGACACCAUUGGGGUAGACCAUUAGGGAAGAAUGUCGAGUGUGAUGCAAAUUGAAAACUUCUUCACCUAUGUUAUUGUUUCUUUGUUCAGAGAAUGAAUUUAGAGCUUCAAAGGUUUUCAGGAAUUCAUCCUUUUAAUUAUGAAAGGGCAGAACACACCACACUGGCUUCAGUGUGUUGAUUUUCAUUUUAAGUUUGUCCGUAGAUCAGAGAACCUACCUCAGUCAUAAAACUUAACAGAUUGAUCAGAGAGUAACAUGGGAAGAUUCAGAGACACAAGCUUUGAAACACAAGAAUUGAUGAGACUUUUUGAAGCCGAUUUUACACUGGAGAUGUUGUUUUCCUACAUUGUGUUGUUGUUUUUUCUUUUUUUCUUGUUUUUUUUUAUUUACUGCUCCACACAGCUCUGAUUCAUCUGCAGCAACAAUCUUUAUUAAGAAAGAUAAACUGUUUCAGUGCUAACUGCAGCUCACUCCCACCGAGGGCUACUGUGCCAGAUGUUUAAGAUAUCCACCCACAUGGAACUGGAAUACGAUUCUGGUGCCUUUGUUGUGAAGUGACAAAGGAUUUGAGCUUGUAGUUGUCCAACUACACCAACUGGCAGAUGAGUUUUUAUUUUGUUUAGGUUUUUGUUUGAACUUUUCCAGUUUGAGAAACAGUGGCCCAGAGAGGUGGAGAUGUAGGAAGAGGCUUUGGCUUUUUCUGUAUUUUGGCAAUCUUUAAGUAUCAUAUUUUAAAACAUCAAUCUCUUAACAGGCAUUUUGUAAUAAUAAGUUCCUGUAGUUUUUUACCACUUGCUGCUUUAUAAGGAUCUCUGAGUUUUCCUGUGCGAGAACCAGUCCCAGAGUGGAAAUGAAAAGGUUUUCCUCCUGUACUUAUUGAACAUGUCCAACAACACCAAUAUGAAAAGUCAUCUGUUGCAACCCCAACAUACGUCAAGUCACAUACACAUUAGUGUCCUGCCUGGAAAAAAGUGGAACCGAUUCAACCAUCUAUCACUGUUGGCCUCCCUUAAGUGGGAGUGAGGUUGUAUCUGCUGGAAUAGAUUUGGAUUUUAGUUGCUCUGUACUGUAGGAUCACAAAUAAUAUUCCACUUGCAGUAGUAUUCUUAGGCUAUAACUGCUAUACUUCAGCUGAGGAUAAACAGGCUACAUGUGGAUGUUAUGAUUUGUCUGCAGGAAGUUUGCCAGCAUGAGCCAAAAGAGAAUGUGUUGUUCACCUAGCUGUUAGCACUUUGAUGUGUUUGCAUCAGCCUCCGUUUAUGGCUCAACCACCUUGACACCUUCCUGUGCUCAGAUUAAUGAUCGUCUGCAUAGGGGAACAUGAAAUGAUGACAGGAGGGCAACCUUACAGCAUAGAAAGAAUAACAGAUCAGUUGUAAAGACUCGACCUCUGUGAUUCUUUUCGCUGGGCUUCGUAUACAAGCGCUGGUUUUCAGUAAUAGAGCUUUUCAAAUAAAUAACAUUUAGACAUUGAUGGACGUCUCAUGGAGAGACACAGAUGAUAAUUAGGUGGAAAAGUCAAAUGUGGUUACCUUUUUAUGUCAAAAAUAUGUAACCACCAAAAUGUAUGAUAUUUGCUUCUUUUUACAUUUGAGUCAAAACUUCUUAAUAAGCUGCUUGGAAACAGAUGAUUAAGAGAAACUCCCCUUACUGUUGUCACUGAAGUCGUUUAAUUUGAAAGUAAAUGCUCUACAGACUAAAAGAUUUUUUUCCGGACACAGGAGCGUUAUUUUGAAAGGCUCUUAGAAACUUUGCCUUAUCUGUAAAGGUGCAGGUGCAGGUUGCUGCUGUGGAUCUGAGCCUCAUUUGUCUGCAGGUAGAUUUGGAGCUGGAGAAAAACCUACGGCCUGGUCUUGUUGUGGAAUUUCUUACAGUGAUGCAUAAGGUAGCAUGGGUAGAGGCGUACAAUCCAUGAUGUAAAUGUUUUGUUUGUUUGUUGUUGUUUUUUUUUUUUUUUUACAUGUUCAUAUUAAAAGACAAUAAAACUAAAUAAUAUUUUAUUAAGCCUUGAAUUGCUUUCAGUUGUUCCUGCAAACGAGAAGCUAGUUAGUGCAGCUGAUGCCACUGAUGACUGGUUAAGGUGUAAAUUGUUCUGUCCUGUACCAAAUGCUCCGACCUGAGAACGCAUUUGAUGCCUGUUGAGGAUAAAACUGUAACAUUUAAAAUGAUCGUCUUCUAACAGCUGUUAGUGAUGUGUGGAAUUCAUUAAAUUCAAUUCUUUUAAAAAUGUCUGCCAUCAUUUAUUUAUUUUGAAUAUAUCCAAGACUUUGUUGUUAAAAGAUAACAGAUUUUUUUCACUGAUCUGACUGGACUGAGUUUUGAGCCUAAUGCUGUCCUGGAAAAACAUUCCUCCUUGUUCAGUGUUCUGUGGACAUACAUUGUGCUUAGAAAUGUUGAAAAUUGUACAAAAUGAAAGAAGCUCUCAAAAACAAACAUUGAAGACCAUUUCAUCAAGAACAAUGAGGGAAAUUGGUCUUUAAAGACUGAAAUGUGAAAGGUUCAAUGGGAGCGAUUUCAGGACAUUUUCUGACAUUUAUUUCAUGCAUUUUCUUUUCUGUCUGUAGGGCUUGGAAAUGAUUAUUGUUUUCUUUCGAAAGGCUGCUUCUUCUAAAUGUCUGCAUCAAUAAAUUGCUUAAGCAGU